Messenger RNA from Fusarium falciforme, 2277 nucleotides. RefSeq lists its product as hypothetical. The record is from RefSeq and is a predicted model, not a curated record. NCBI's taxonomy places the organism in Eukaryota, Fungi, Ascomycota, Sordariomycetes, Hypocreales, Nectriaceae. Gene Ontology annotation, molecular function: protein binding. The transcript has 3 exons. Bases 1 to 2277 code for a protein of 758 amino acids.
AUGCUCAAUGACGUCCAGAACGCAUCGGGAUCUAGUUUAGUAUCGGGCGCAACAGGAAAUAUGCUACUGGAGCGCACUACUCGGCGACUCGAGGAAAUCAACAAUGAGCUUCAAGGCUUCGUCGAACAUUGUGGGAGAGGGUCGACAGACAACAGCACCAGGGCAAAGAAGCGGAAGUGGAUAAUGCAAAGCGACAAGUUGCAGAAGCUACGCGAAAAGACCAUGGACGCCAAAAUGAACCUUCAUUUCGCCUUUACUUCUCAAACUGGGGGCCUUUUCUGUGAACAAGUCAGCGCACUUCAACAUCAAUUCGAGAUGUUCACGAUACACAUGUCAAAUCGCAGACCGCCAGAGGCCUCCCUGCUCAUUGAUUCCAGUGAUCUUUCAGAGGAUGAGCAGAUGAAAGGGCCUGAGUCUGAGGCUGCAGAGCCAGCCUCAUCCCUGAACAAUUCAACUCAAGCUCAGCUUACUUGUCGCAAUGAGAGCAGAUCAUCAACAUACGUCACACCCAGUCAACUACAGCAAAUCACACCUAUGAGAAGAACCAAAUGUUCUCAUCUCUGCCGCUGCCGCUGCCACUCCAGCCAGAACAAGAGCCGAAGAGCAAACUGGGCAAUCCCUUUCCUCGGAUCAUUGCUCGUUGAUUACAGGUCUGCCCCUGGAGCUCAGAAAGCAGUUUGCAAUGAUAAACACUGCAGUGCAACCACCGAUACUAUUUUCGAGUUGAAGUACUACUCACCGGCAUGGCUAUGGGAAGGUAUGGUGUCAUCAAUUAACACGGAGUCUGGCCAGUUUUUUAUCUUUAUGGAUUUCCUCGGCCCUUUAGAGGUUCUUCUACAUCUGUGGAAGCAACUCUUACCAGAGCAUGACUUUCCGCGGAGUAUAGUAUGGCUCGUCGAGAGGACACUGUCAACCCGUCGAGGUUUGUCAGACGAGCUUAGAUUUUUGCUGAAUCUGAUCUCGUCUUCUGCGGAUGAAAUUUGGUGCGAAACACAUGUUUGCCAAGCCAUCCAGCAACAGCUCGACAUAUCCCUCAUACGCCAAGCGCUUCAAGACGAGCCCUGGACUGUCAAUGAAUGCAACGCCCUUGGAGACACACCUCUCCACCUUGCCCUAUUUCAGCUCGAAGAUGCGACGGAGGUUGCUGAGCUCCUAAUUGCCAUGGGCGCCGAUGUUAACCGCCGGAAUCACCAGGGUCAAACGCCGCUCAUGGCAGCUGCACAAAGGGGCCAAUUGGAGUGCAUCCGCAUCCUAUCUCGAUCCAAAGGGGCAUUGGAAGAAAAAGACAGGAAGGGGUAUACGGCACUGCAUUGGGCUAUCAUCUGUAAUCAAUUUGAGGCAGUCCAGCUGCUGCUUGAAUCAGGCUCCCAGGCGGCAGCUCGCAACCUCCAUGGGGACACACCACUACAUUUUCUCAAUGCGAACCACAUUCAAGAUGAAUCAGUCAUACAAAAGAUUCUACAACUUCUUCUCAAGCACCAGGGCGCCGACAUUGAAGCGCGAAAUCACAUUGGGCAAUCCCCGGUAGUGCUGGCAGCGGUCGACAAUAGACCCUCUGCUGUCCGCUUGCUUGUAAAUGAAGGGGCUUCGUUGCACGGCAUUAACAAUGGAGGCUUUACUCUUCUUCACUAUGCUGCGUUAUUGUUCAACCUACAAAUCUUACAGUACCUUGAUAGUUUGAACCUAUCGGGGAUCGACCUCAAUCAUCUCGACAAUUCUGGGCGUACCCCAUGGGACGCCUUUCAGCUCGCCGUUUUUGUACCUCUACGGAACCUCAUCUAUUGGCGACGACCCUCUUUUAGCGAGCAGCGAGCAUUUGUGAGCCUAUACGAAGGCAUUCGCAACCGGACGGCCGAGCAAGACAUUAACCACCUCGAUAAAGUCCUGCACGCAUUAUCAUACCAAGAAACCACUACUGCAUUCUCCCUGCUACAAACUAUAAUCGAGGAGAAGCAAAAAUGGUCAAGUGGUCUCGACAAAUGGUAUCGAAUUCUUGCUAGGCAGGUACAGGAAGGGGAAUUGGAUGCUGUCGUCGAGAGCAUCGUGGAUUAUAUUGCGGAGUUGCGGGAACUGAUACAAAGCUCGGCCUGGAACCUGCCUUCCAUAUACACGCCUCGACGAGAGACUAGAGAGGACCAAGAUCUUGAGACAGACUAUGAAAGUUCUGGGGAGGAUGUGUAUUCUGACGACGACAGUGAUGAGGAAGAAUACGAGAGUUCAGAGGCUGAGGUUGGCCCCGGUGGUGAGAGCGACGAAGAUCAAAAUCACCGGCCUUGA